This is a messenger RNA of Apaloderma vittatum (bar-tailed trogon), 1132 nucleotides long. RefSeq names its product thioredoxin domain containing 12 (endoplasmic reticulum) (gene TXNDC12). NCBI's taxonomy places the organism in Eukaryota, Metazoa, Chordata, Aves, Trogoniformes, Trogonidae. The transcript is spliced from 5 exons. Gene Ontology annotation, cellular component: endoplasmic reticulum. The record is from RefSeq and is a predicted model, not a curated record. Bases 10 to 357 code for a protein of 115 amino acids.
UUGCCUCUUAUGGUUAUUAUCCACAAGUCUUGGUGUGGAGCUUGCAAAGCUUUAAAGCCGAAGUUUGCUGAAUCCAAGGAGAUCUCUGAACUUGCCCACAAUUUUGUUAUGGUCAACCUUGAGGAUGAUGAAGAGCCAAAGGAUGAAGCCUUUAGUCCUGAUGGAGGUUACAUUCCCAGAAUCCUUUUCAUGGACCCCAGUGGAAAAGUCCAUCCAGAAAUCAUAAAUGAGAAAGGAAACCCCAGCUACAAGUAUUUCUAUACCAAUGCCGACCAAGUUGUCCAAGGGAUGAAGGAGGCCCAGGAGAAGCUGACAGGUGAUGCUUUCAAACAAAAACACCUGGGAGAUGAACUAUAAUGAACACACUCAAUGAUGCUUUUUCCAUCACUUCAAAACUCUAAAAGGAAAUGAUUAAACAGACCAAGAAUGUAGAUGCACUGGAGGGACAUAGUUCUCCUGUCAACAAUGUUAGGUUAAACCCUAUUUGGAUUUCACACACAUGCAUCAGUUACCACGUUAUCUCCUCUGCCUGGCAGUUUGUACUGUAAUGGUUAUUUGCAACUAGGUAACAUGCAAACACAUCGAUUUUUGUGUUUGAGCAACCACUAAUAUUUGGUGUUAAAAGGGAGACGUGUAGGGCAAAACAUUCAUUUGAGGACAGUGUGAUUGGAAUAACUAGUAGCAGCCAACAUUUUGACACUUAAUCAGGGUUGGAUCCCUCUUUUCUCGCCGAUAUUAUGUUAUCCUUUUUUUUUUUUUUACUGGAAAUUCCUAUGAAUGGGGCGUGUUCCUGGGCCAGGUAUUUUCUAAACAUCCCAAAACAUGAAUUCUGCGACUAAGCCAAGUAGAAUAAAUUUCAUGAAUGUUCAAGUAGCAUGUGAAAUCAUUAGCUCUGCAAACACAUUUCUGUGCAAAACUCUGUGUGAUUCACCUUUAUUUGCCUUUGGGCAGAAAUUUUAACUUCUUCCUUGUGCACUCACCUUUUAAUUGUUUUAUCAAGUGAGGGUGGGUUACGUUGAAGCUUUACAGGGAUUCCCCUUUUAUUCUUUGAAUGUUUUUUGGCGAAUGCCUUGUCAUCACAUUGUACUGUAUUUUUGUACCAGAGUGGAAAAUUAAACCUUUUUAAACAUAA